AUGGAGGACCUUUCUGCUGCGACACCUAUGUACAACGAGCCCACCGUCGACUACACGGGCAGCCCACGCCGCCGCGUGCAGCGGAUCGACACCACGAAGCUCAAGACGAAGGUCUGUCGCAACUACGCUCACGGCCUGCCCUGUCCGUUCGAGCAUCGUUGUGCCUUCUCCCACGGUGAAACCGCGAUCCACUCGCCUACCACCGGGGAAGCCGAGGCCUUCAGCCCGAACCAUGGCCGUAAGGCCAGCUUGACCACGCGCGAGGAGGACGGCUGCGCGCCGACGGCGACCGCAAUGCGGCGGGUCGAGUCAGGCGGCACCGAGCUCGACGUGGCCUCAAGCGAUGUGAACUCGGACUCCAUCAGCCUCCCACCGCCGCCACCUGCGUACGAGAUCGCGAUCCAGGAGGACUUGGCUGCCAUGGUCGAUGAGAGCUCUCUGCCUCCGGCCUACCCGACUCGGUACCGCUUCGACCCCUAUAGCUAUUCCAGCGUUCGGUACGAGUAG
Molecule: messenger RNA, 507 nt
Organism: Phytomonas sp. EM1
Lineage: Eukaryota; Euglenozoa; Kinetoplastea; Trypanosomatida; Trypanosomatidae
Source: the annotation of a GenBank genome assembly